This is a messenger RNA of Lecanosticta acicola, 644 nucleotides long. Lineage: Eukaryota; Fungi; Ascomycota; Dothideomycetes; Mycosphaerellales; Mycosphaerellaceae. The record is from the annotation of a GenBank genome assembly.
AUGCAGGUAUGUAACCGCAGCAGACGCACUCAGCGAUGAGCAGCGACUAACAUGACGGGCCCCAGAUCUUCGUCAAGACCCUCACGGGUAAGACGAUCACCCUCGAGGUGGAAUCGUCCGACACCAUCGACAAUGUCAAGUCCAAGAUCCAAGGUACGCCACCCGCACCACACUCGCGCCAACGACAGCAUCUGACACAUCGGCCGCAGACAAGGAAGGUAUUCCUCCAGACCAGCAGCGUCUGAUCUUCGCCGGCAAGCAGCUCGAAGAUGGCCGCACUCUCUCCGACUAUAACAUCCAGAAGGAGUCCACCCUCCACCUGGUCCUCCGCCUGCGUGGUGGUAUGGCCAAGAAGCGCAAGAAGAAGGUCUACACCACUCCCAAGAAGAUCAAGCACAAGCGCAAGAAGACCAAGCUCGCUGUGCUCAAGUACUACAAGGUCGACGGUGAUGGCAAGAUCGAGCGUCUGAGGAGAGAGUGCCCAGCUGAGACUGUAAGGAUAACCCCACACCCAUACACAUGUGGCGCAUGGGCCAGGACUAACACGCCAAUAGUGCGGUGCCGGUAUCUUCAUGGCCGCCAUGCACAACCGCCAGUACUGCGGUCGUUGCCACCUGACCUACGUCUUCGACGACCCCAAGUAA